AUGGCUUCUCCUUCCGAAGCCGACGGCAAGGCGGCGUCAUCCAGCCUGGAUGAUGACAUCCUGCCUGCUCACACUAACGUUGUCGUCGCCGAGACCAUCCCUAGCAAUUCAGCACCUGCAAGCCAGGCUUCUGACGAGGUAUCUGCGUCGAUCUCCAACGACAGCGAUGUUCCGCUUGACGAGCAGGAAGCACUACGGGACCUGACCUCGAAUGUCCGCGACCAGGACGAUCUUGAGCGCGACAUCACUUUCCAAGCCAACCUUGCCUUCAUCGAAGCUGAGGAUGAGAGGGAUAAGAAGCGCAUCGCAAAGCUAGAGGCCAACAUACAAAAAUUCGAGGCACAAAAGAAAUCUCAAGAAGAGCGAUUUCGUAAGGCAAUCGGCAAACCUGAUUUGAAGAACAAGAUUCGUGAAGAGAUUGCCCGUCUGGAUUCUGAGAUAGCUCUCGCUUCCAAUGACAUCGCAGACUUUAAUGCUCGCAUUGAGCAGAGAAACCAGUCUACUGGUGAUGCAUCCAGAUUAUCCCAAGCUGGCAACAAAAAACUACCUAAUGAAACCCACCGAGAGUUUCUUAUUCGGACUGGCAAAAUCACGCCCUUUGCCAAUAUUGGAGGACCUCGGCCCGAAGAAGUCCAGGGGCAAUUGGCCAACGCACUUGUUGAUGCCGAAGAUGAGGCCAUUGCCGAAGAAAUGGAAGAGGAGGCGACGCAUGGACCGCGAUCACACCGUAACCUUCGCGCCCCGGGUUUCGCUGAUGCCGAGGAUGUCAACGAGGCCGCCAUUCUGGCCCAAUCAGAAUUCUCACUUAGACCACGAAAGACCCAGAAGAAGCGUCGCGUUGAGCCUAAGGGCGACUCUUCAGAUGAUUAUCAGCCCUCCUCGUCUCGCUCGACCCGCCCAGAGGCUGACUUCGUCGUAGACGGCGAUGAGGAGGAGUCUGACGACGACUAUGAUCUCACCGAACUACCCCACAAGAAACCCUCCAAGGCCACAAAAACUAGCGACGAAGUCAAAAUCAACCCUGGCCGAGUUGAUGAUGGUAAUGAGGCUGAUUACCAGAGCCGCCUUUUGAGCUGGUGUCAGCGACGGAGCGCUGCGAGACGUCAAAAACAGCUCGCCCGCGGUGAAGCUGUAGAGGCAGACGAUGAUGAGCCCGAGUGGCACAAGCCUUCUCCCGACGAACCGGAUCACCACCUUGACAAUGGACUCAAACUUCCUGGAGAUAUCUAUCCGUCCCUCUUUGACUAUCAGAAGACUGGUGUUCAAUGGCUAGCCGAACUCUGGAACCAGAAAGCCGGGGGUAUUGUAGGGGACGAGAUGGGUCUGGGCAAGACAGUUCAGGUCAUCUCCUUCGUAUCAGCAGUCCACUACAGCAAGAGACUUGAUGGCCCGGUCAUUAUUGUUGCCCCAGCCACAGUCAUGACGCAGUGGGUAAACGAAUUUCACCGAUGGUGGCCGGCUAUGCGCGUCUCUAUCCUCCAUUCCUCGGGAAGUGGCAUGGUCAAUGUUCGUCGCGAGGAUCGCCUGGUAGAGGAUGACAUAGCAUGGGACGACGUUCGAUAUCAGCAAGGCAAAAAGUCGAGCCCAGCUGCUAGGAAGAUUGUCAAGCGUGUUGUGGAGCAAGGCCACGUACUGGUCACGACCUAUGCUGGUAUGCAGACUUACGCCGACAUCCUCCUGCACGUCGACUGGGCAUAUGCUGUCCUUGAUGAGGGCCAUAAAAUCAGAAAUCCAAACUCCGCAAUCACCGUAGCCUGCAAGAUGUUGAAAACACCCCAUCGCAUCAUUCUUUCUGGCACACCCAUGCAGAACAAUUUGCUGGAGCUGUGGUCGUUGUUCGACUUUGUAUUUCCGAUGCGACUCGGAACUCUCCCCGAUUUCCGUACCGAGUUUGAAAUCCCCAUCAGAAUCGGUGGCUAUGCCAACGCCUCUAACCUUCAGAUCCUGACAGCCCAGAAAUGCGCAGAAAUCCUUAAGGAUACCAUCAGUCCCUACCUCAUGCAACGCUUCAAGGUCGAUGUGGCUGCUGAUCUCCCAGAGAAGAGCGAACGUGUUCUGUUCUGCAAGCUCACGAAACAGCAGCGGAACGCCUACCAGCUGUUUCUCGAAUCUGACGAAAUGAAAUCUAUCCUAAGUCGCACUAGACAGUCGCUGUUCGGCAUUGACUAUUUGCGAAAGAUUUGCAAUCACCCAGAUCUGACAGAUCCAUUGCUCAGGAAGCGGGUCAGCUACGACUGGGGCAACCCGAAGAAGUCAGGCAAAAUGCAAGUGGUCAAGGCUCUGCUUCCGAUGUGGAAGAAAAAUGGCCACAAGACGCUUCUUUUCUCGCAAGGUGUGCAGAUGCUAGAGAUUCUCGAGCAGUUCAUCCAGAAAACUGGUGAUAUCAAGUAUCUCAGAAUGGAUGGCAAAACUCCCGUCAAGGAGAGACAGGUCCUUGUUGAUCAAUUCAACAAUGAUCCGGAGCUGGACGUGUUCCUACUUACGACCAAAGUGGGUGGCCUUGGUGUAAAUCUGACUGGUGCCAAUCGUGUCAUCAUAUUCGAUCCUGACUGGAACCCGUCUACAGAUGUGCAGGCUCGCGAGAGAGCCUGGCGUUUGGGACAGAAACGUGAAGUCGUCAUUUAUCGACUUAUGUCGGCUGGAACCAUCGAAGAAAAGAUCUACCAUAGACAGAUCUUUAAGCAGUUCCUGAGCAACAAGGUCCUGAGGGACCCCAAACAACGUGCCGCAUUCGAGCUCAACGAUUUAUACGACCUCUUCACGCUCGGAGAUGCAACAGACGACCAGACCCAGACUGGCCGACUUUUCCAGGGGUCAGAGGUAAAAGUUGCAGGUGCGCUAUCUGGUUCUGAUGGAGCAAUGUCAUCAGCUUCCUCCUUGAACGACAAUCGCAAGGCAACAUAUGACGGUACUUUGUUAACUGCAGCUCUGAACGCUGUCGACGAUCUCAACAAUAUCGAAGGCGUGGCGGGCCUCGAAGAUUAUCAGACUUCAGCUGACGAGAAACCCAGCAGUGACGAGGCACGUAUCAUGGAAGGGCUCUUCGCGCGCUCUGGGGUUCAUUCUGCUGUGGAGCAUGACGAGAUUGUCAACGGCAAGCGCAAGCCACAAGCCAAUCAUGCCAUGCUGCAGCAAACAGCUGCGGCCGAUGCCGCGAAAGCAGCUGCAUCGCUGAGACGGGCGCAUGACCAAGCCGUCAGGAUUCCAAUUGGCACUGCCACGUGGACUGGCGAAGUUGGCGAGGGUGGUCGUCCGUCUGCCCCGUCCAACAUCCGUCGCGGUUUGGGAGGACCAGGCUCCGCAUCGAUUCUUUCCGGGCUUCGUGAUCGCCAGGGACUCAAUGUGCCGGGUACCUCCUCACCCGGGGCCCGUUCGUCGAGCGGUGCCUCCUCUGCUCAAGGCGCAACACCUACACCAACGACAAACAUUGGUCUCAAAGACUUUGAGCGCAUGAUUACCCAGUUCAUCCGGCGACACGGCGGCCAAGUUGCCACGAAACUGCUCGUGGACCAUUUCAACCCGUACUGCAUCACCCGCAAGCAGACCACAGAAUUCAAGACAGCGCUUGAUCGGGUUGCGAAGUUGGAGAAGAAAGGAGGUUCAAUGCGUAGUGUCUGGGGUCUACGUACCUUGCCCAACCUUGACGUGUUUAUGGAUUGA
Pestalotiopsis fici W106-1 is the source of this 3660-nucleotide messenger RNA. RefSeq lists its product as uncharacterized. Gene Ontology annotation, cellular component: nucleus. The transcript has a single exon. Bases 1 to 3660 code for a protein of 1219 amino acids. The record is from RefSeq and is a predicted model, not a curated record. Gene Ontology annotation, biological process: transcription-coupled nucleotide-excision repair. Lineage: Eukaryota; Fungi; Ascomycota; Sordariomycetes; Amphisphaeriales; Sporocadaceae. Gene Ontology annotation, molecular function: ATP binding; ATP-dependent chromatin remodeler activity.